Messenger RNA from Penaeus monodon (black tiger shrimp), 3730 nucleotides. RefSeq names its product chromosome partition protein Smc-like. Gene Ontology annotation, molecular function: protein binding. NCBI's taxonomy places the organism in Eukaryota, Metazoa, Arthropoda, Malacostraca, Decapoda, Penaeidae. The record is from RefSeq and is a predicted model, not a curated record.
CAGCGAUGUGGCGUCGUGGAUUCCUUGUGCUCCUUGGCGUGGCCGCCGCCGUGGCCAGUCCUAUCAGCCGCCAGGUGGGCGUGUCGGACAAGGUCGGAAUAGUCACCAGGAAUGAAAGUGCUGUGUGUGUGAUCGACGAAGAAGUUUACGCGGAGGGCGAGUACCUGCCCACCGCCGACCCGUGCGAGGAAUGCCAGUGCAAGCCUCCGGGCUUUGCUUGCUUUGUGAUCAGUUGCGAGUACAAGCCGGGCUGCCGCGCCCUUCAGCGGUCCGGACUUUGUUGCCCGGAGUAUCGAUGCGACUGCGAGUGGGACGGCGUCGUGUACCAUAACGGAGAGCCGGUGCCUAACUUGGCCAAUCCAUGCGAAACGUGCAUAUGCUCUGGCGGCGAGGUGGAGUGUUCGGUAAUCCAGUGUGAGUGGAGGAAUGAUUGCGAGGGCAUCUACACGGAUGGCGUCUGCUGUCCUUCUUAUGAUCAUUGUCCUCCGAAGGAUGCAGUGCAAGCAAAUGAAGCUGUGACUCAAGUUUCUCAGGCCCAAGAACAAGCUGAAGUUGAGGCCAAUGAAGCUAUAACUGAAGCUUCUCAGGCUCAGGAACAAGCUGAAGUUGAGGCCAAUGAAGCAGUAACUGAAGCUUCUCAGGCUCAAGAACAAGCUGAAGUUGAAGCCAAUGAAGCUGUAACUGAAGCUUCUCAGGCUCAGGAACAAGCUGAAGUUGAAGCCAAUGAAGCUGUAACUGAAGCUUCUCAGGCUCAAGAACAAGCUGAAUUUGAAGCCAAUGAAGCUGUAACUGAAGCUUCUCAGGCUCAAGAACAAGCUGAAGUUGAGGCCAAUGAAGCGAUAACUGAAGCUUCUCAGGCUCAAGAACAAGCUGAAGUCGAGGCCAAUGAAGCUAUAAGUGAAGCUUCUCAGGCUCAAGAACAAGCUGAAGUUGAGGCCAAUGAAGCUGUAACUGAAGCUUCUCAGGCUCAAGAACAAGCUGAAGUUGAGGCCAAUGAAGCUGUAACUGAAGCAUCUCAGGCUCAAGAACAAGCUGAAGUUGAAGCCAAUGAAGCUGUAACUGAAGCUUCUCAGGCUCAAGAACAAGCUGAAGUUGAGGCCAAUGAAGCGAUAACUGAAGCUUCUCAGGCUCAGGAACAAGCUGAAGUUGAGGCCAAUGAAGCGAUAACUGAAGCUUCUCAGGCUCAGGAACAAGCUGAAGUUGAGGCCAAUGAAGCUGUAACUGAAGCUUCUCAGGCUCAGGAACAAGCUGAAGUUGAGGCCAAUGAAGCUGUAACAGAAGCUUCUCAGGCUCAAGAACAAGCUGAAGUUGAGGCCAAUGAAGCGAUAACUGAAGCUUCUCAGGCUCAAGAACAAGCUGAAGUUGAAGCCAAUGAAGCUGUAACUGAAGCUUCUCAGGCUCAAGAACAAGCUGAAGUUGAAGCCAAUGAAGCUGUAACUGAAGCUUCUCAGGCUCAGGAACAAGCUGAAGUUGAGGCCAAUGAAGCGAUAACUGAAGCUUCUCAGGCUCAAGAACAAGCUGAAGUUGAGGCCAAUGAAGCUGUAACUGAAGCUUCUCAGGCUCAAGAACAAGCUGAAGUUGAAGCCAAUGAAGCUGUAACUGAAGCUUCUCAGGCUCAAGAACAAGCUGAAGUUGAGGCCAAUGAAGCUGUAACUGAAGCUUCUCAGGCUCAAGAACAAGCUGAAGUUGAAGCCAAUGAAGCUGUAACUGAAGCUUCUCAGGCUCAAGAACAAGCUGAAGUUGAGGCCAAUGAAGCUGUAACUGAAGCUUCUCAGGCUCAAGAACAAGCUGAAGUUGAAGCCAAUGAAGCUGUAACUGAAGCUUCUCAGGCUCAAGAACAAGCUGAAGUUGAAGCCAAUGAAGCUGUAACUGAAGCUUCUCAGGCUCAGGAACAAGCUGAAGUUGAGGCCAAUGAAGCUGUAACUGAAGCUUCUCAGGCUCAAGAACAAGCUGAAGUUGAGGCCAAUGAAGCUGUAACUGAAGCUUCUCAGGCUCAAGAACAAGCUGAAGUCGAGGCCAAUGAAGCUGUAACUGAAGCUUCUCAGGCUCAAGAACAAGCUGAAGUUGAGGCCAAUGAAGCGGUAACUGAAGCUUCUCAGGCUCAGGAACAAGCUGAAGUUGAGGCCAAUGAAGCGAUAACUGAAGCUUCUCAGGCUCAAGAACAAGCUGAAGUUGAGGCAAAUGAAGCGAUAACUGAAGCUUCUCAGGCUCAAGAACAAGCUGAAGUUGAGGCCAAUGAAGCUGUAACUGAAGCUUCUCAGGCUCAGGAACAAGCUGAAGCUUCUCAAGAUGAAAUUACUUCAGGCUUAUCCCGCAGUGAUCUGGUGUCCGAAAAUCCUGCAGAUGCUUCUGUUGGACAAGAAGCAAGUGAAGGAACACCAAUUGUGGAAGUGAUUACAGAAGCAUCUCAAGCUGAAGAGCCAGAAGAAAUCAUAGAAGCCAAUGAAAGUGAACAGACAGCUGAACAGAUUCCAGAAAAUAUAGUGUCUUCCCAAACAGAAGAGAAACCAGAGGCAAAGCCUGAAGUUGUUCCUGAAGCCUCUGAGAGUGAACAAGUAACCGAAUUGCUUCCAGAGAGUGCGGUUGUGCCUGAAGCUUCUGUUGCUGAACAAGAAACAACUCCAGAUGUUAUUCCAGAGGGGUCUCAGGCAGCAGAGGAAGUACCAGGUGCUCCAGAAAGUGAGGUAGCUCCUGAAGCGUCCACUGCAGUGAAAGAGAAGGAAACCACUCCUGAAGAAAUUGUUACAGAAGCUUCUCAAGCUGAAGAGGGAACUAAACCUGAAGAGCCAAUUGCACAGGCAAUAGAAGCCGAUACUGUGACUGAAUCAUUCUCAAUGUUUGAUGAUGCUGGAUCAAUUCGUGUAAGUGUUAAUGGCGAUGCUUACCAAAACAUCAAUGAUUUGUCUAAGCCACAAACUCAAGAAAAUGGAACAGAGGAGGAAAUUAUUUCUGAACCUGUUGUCGAUGCUAGUAAUACCGAUGAUGAUGAAUAUUGGAAGAUGAUGGCCAGGAACUCUUCAUUACCACAGACUGAGGGAACUUCACCUGCAUCAGGCUCAACAGAGGCUACUGCUACAGAAGCCAUUGACAAGGAAAUUGAGAAGGUUGCCGAAAAAUAUGGACUAAAACCAACCAAGACUACAACCCAAGCACAGAGCAACAAGUCACAAAUACAGACCAACGCGCUGAGGAAGAAGAGGGGCUUUGUUAACACAGUUGCUGACUACGUUGCAAGCUUCUUUUAAAUUAUCAGCUCAGCCAAUAUAUACUGCUAUGUAUGACAGGCAGUAAACCUUUUAGUUUUAAUGUUAUUUAUAUAAUGUAAUAAUACUGGACAGGUGUGUUUAUCAGAACACUUUAGAAAUAAUAUUAUAUGUAAGUAUAUGACAAAAAUUCGAGAGGAAAAAAUAUGGUGUAUGGAACAAGGAAAUUAAAAUCUUACAAAGAAUAACAUAAUUUCCUGGCAAUUGUAAAGGAUUUAUAUGUAGUUCACAUAUAAGAUUUAGGGCAUUUAAAUGUUUAAAAUGUUUCAGAAACAAUAAAUCCAUCUAUGCAAGUAUAUUACCUAAACUGCUUAUUGUUGAUAAGCUUUUACAACAUGGUUAUGCCUUAAUCAAAUAGGUAAUACAGUCUGUCAAAAGAUUAUGCACUACUAAGUUAUUCGUAUGGUGGAAAUGUGCUCUUUGCUUAUGGUUCCAUGAUUUUUCACCCUUCAGGAAGAUUUAACUAU